AUCUUGGUUUUACCGUUAUAUCUUUGUCUAAAAAUACAAUGCGUGCAUUGCUAUAAUUGGUUUAUCAACUUUCAUCAUUUGGAGGAAUUUGUGUCAAAUUGCUUCCAUUUCCUCACCACUUUCCAUACAUCUGCCGAGGAUAUUUUGAAAAAGUAGCCGUUUUCACCUUCCAUAUCGGUGUUAAAAUUCUAAAAUGACCAAAUUUAUAAGAUGGAUUUUUCAGUCUUAGCAUUAUAUACAGUAGAAGAUCUCCACGGCAUCAUCAGAAUCAUUUGGGUGUGAUUUUCCGGAAAUUUUUGGUUCGCGAAAUCUUUAGAAAAUCUCACAUGUCAAGCUUUAGCAGAUGUGCUGCCUGCAAAUAUCUGAGAAGAAAAUGUCCUCAAGAUUGCAUAUUGGCUCCUUAUUUCCCUUCCUCGAAUCCACAAAGAUUUGUUUGUGUCCAUAAGAUCUUUGGUGCCAGCAAUGUCACUAAAAUGCUUCAGCAAGUCCCCGGGCAUUUACGGGCGGAGGCAGCAGAGUGCAUUUCAUAUGAAGCAAUAGCCCGGGUUCAAGACCCUGUCUACGGAUGCGUUGGAAUCAUCACUCAACUACAACAACAAAUCAGCCAGAUUCACAGUGAGAUAAUGAAGACUAAGGGUGAAAUGAUAGCCCAUCACUGUGCACACUCGCAACACCAUCCACCGCCCCAGCCACAAGGUGACCCUUCCUGGUCCAUUUCCCUUCAUCAGCAGCAGCAGGACUACUCUCAAUCAGACGAGCAUCUACUUAGAAAGUACUAA
Messenger RNA from Syzygium oleosum, 779 nucleotides. Its product is annotated as LOB domain-containing protein 23-like. The record is from RefSeq and is a predicted model, not a curated record. The coding region runs from base 327 to 779 and encodes 150 amino acids. NCBI's taxonomy places the organism in Eukaryota, Viridiplantae, Streptophyta, Magnoliopsida, Myrtales, Myrtaceae. The transcript is spliced from 2 exons.